Messenger RNA from Ananas comosus (pineapple), 645 nucleotides. RefSeq lists its product as uncharacterized. NCBI's taxonomy places the organism in Eukaryota, Viridiplantae, Streptophyta, Magnoliopsida, Poales, Bromeliaceae. Bases 1 to 645 code for a protein of 214 amino acids. The transcript has a single exon. Gene Ontology annotation, biological process: regulation of DNA-templated transcription. The record is from RefSeq and is a predicted model, not a curated record.
AUGGACGAUGAGCAGAGCGGCAAGCGGCGAAGGGUUUAUUCCUUCCGGCCAAAUGAUAUACCACGUACUGGUUUCUCCUUCAAGUACAUUAGUUACCUUUUGCCGUCGCUUCUGAGGAUUGCUAGCAUUGGUUCCUGCCGCGGAGAUGAGGGAAAAGAGAUGAAGAAGAAGAUUGUGAGGUUCGAAAUCGACAUGGCAUUAGUGCUUUCGGUUGGCGAUGACUUCAAAUGGAGCCAUGCUUUAAAACAAAAGAUUCAUGGAUAUUCCACUUUGCUCUCAACCAUGAUACGAACUUAUCCAAAGAAUAUGUUUAGCUUCGCUGAGAAGCUACACCGCUCUUUCCCAUACCCUUCGGUUCAAAGAAUGCUUGUUGAUACUGGGAACCAAAUAAUCGUAAACCCUAACGCUAAGCCCAUUAAACCACACGUGAGAAGGAGUACUGCACUUAGGUUGCACAAAAGUAGUGUUAAGAAGUGGGUUAUGAGUAAAGAGAAAGAAGAUGUUAAUGAGUGCCUAGGAUUGUUGAGAAGCAUAAUACCUGGUGGGGAAGAGAUCAUGUGUUUGAGUGAGCUGGUCACUGAGGUGGAGAGUUAUGUGAGUUGCCUGCAGUUUCAGGUUGAAGUCCUCAGAGCUCUUGUCAGCUAG